GUGACCGCGGAUUCAUAUGUUUUUAGAUACAUAGUCUAACUUGCGAGAAACUACCAAAUAAGGUCUUUAAAAAAUGUGAAAUUCGUUGGGAAAGUCGACAGUAUAGUCAGGCAUUGCAGCAGGCCUAUGGAUGAAUGUUGAAUGAAUUCAUAAAUGAAUGACUGAAUUACUUCUGUAUUGUAUUUGGACGGGUUUUCCUUGAGCAUUACGGACUUUGCCAAGAGGUCUCGACCUUUGUCACAGAUUUUGUUGUGGCUUGUUGUUGGUGCAUUCUAUCAGACUAUGAAUACUUAUUUCUAGGCUCCGGAGUCGGGAUCCUGGCGUUUUCGUGCUGCUAUGGAAACGCAGUUCGUGCGCUCUUGGUUGAAACUGGGUGAGGUCAGCUCGGUGACGGAGAAGCGGGGAUGCAGUGCGUGCUAGGAGAGAGUGAGUGCAUGAUAUUCCAUCGAGGAGAGCUACAGUACUAGUAGUUCGGUGACUGCGGAGACAGCGAUUUUGGCAACAUGGGUGACGUUCUGGGGAUUAUUAUUACUAACGGAUUUUAAUUGGGAACUACCGGGAAAAUGGCAGAGAGGUUGGAAUGGGUGGAGAUCAUAGAGCCGCGCACGCGGGAACGCAUGUAUGCCAACCUCCUCACCGGAGAGUGUGUGUGGGACCCCCCGCAGGGGGUACGUAUUAAGAGGACGGGGGACAACCAGUGGUGGGAGCUGUUCGACCCCAACACCUCCCGCUUCUACUACUACAACGCUUCCACGCAACGCACUGUCUGGCACCGCCCACAGGCCUGUGACAUCAUCCCACUCGCCAAGUUACAGACGCUGAAGCAGCACACGGAUGUGCCCUGCCCGGGAGGGGGAGGAACAGGAGGAGACAGAGGGGGGAGGACGUCAGCUGAUAACAGCCCGGGGAGAAGCAGUGCGGUCAGUAGAGAGGGGAGCACCUCGUCUUCACUGGACCAGGAACUGACCGCAUCGGAGAAACAGGGGAACAGAGAGGAGGCAGACAGGACCUCUCCAUUCAGAUGGAACACAGGUACCAAGGAGAGGAUGCUGAUCAAGGUGACAGACAGAGAACCCAGCUUCCUCUCUCACCAGGGGAACGGUUACUCCCCCUGCGACCCCCCUACCCUCACCCCCGUCCCCGCACCUGGCACCGGCACCGCCUCCCGUAUCCGCCGUUCCUCUGGAGGAUCGGCACCCCCUGACAGCGGCCCCGACGGCUCUCCAAUCCUCUACGUCGACCGCCGCCAGUCGCCCUUCCUGAAACGGGCGGAGCUAGGGGGCGGAGGUACCGGGACACACCGCCGCCCCUCGGCCGACUCACAGCCCCCCUCCCCACGCUACGCCUACGAACCCCCCCUCUACGAGGAGCCCCCCUCGGAGUACCAGCCCCCGCCCAUCUACGAGGAACCGCCCACGGACGUGAUGCACCACCUGGGCUCUGACUCCUCCUUGCUGUAUGGCACAGGGAAGUCUCCGGCACGGGGAAAGCCCUCCUCGGGGACGCCCCUCUACCACUCUCCCAAACUGAGCCACUCCCCCUACGGCCAGCUGGUGCUGACCAAACAGAAGUGUCCAGAGAAGACCCAGAGUCUGGAGUACAGCCCUGCAGGGAAGGAGUAUGUCAAACAGCUGGUCUACGUGGAACAGUCCUCCUCCAGCCCACGUUUUAAGACAGCUGACCGGCUCCUUCGCUAUGGGACCUCCACGGCCACCCCCUCCUCCAUGGGGGGGUAUGGGGGCUCCUACGGAGGCUCCUACACCCUCCAACACAGCCAGAGUCUGAUCCGGGACCCCCGGCUGCUGCUGGACUACGGGGGCGGGGAGGGGGGCGAGGGCGGGGGCCAGAGGUUGCUCUAUGAGGACUCAAUGUCCUGGAGCUCCAGUCAGCACCACUCCCUCUCCCUCUCUGGGUCUACAGGAGGAGGGGGCUUCUCGCCCGGGGGGAACCGCAAACGCAAGACCCGGAAACCUUCCCUGCCCCAGGAGCUGGGGAGGUGUGGAGGGGGUGGUGGUGUUGGGGCGGACUGGGAGGAGGGGCCGAUGUCGGGGACCCUGUCGGAGGCGGUGUUGAACCAGUCCAGGCUGGCGUGGGAGGCCCAGCAGGUGAUGAAACAGAGGAGCAGUUGGGACUCAGCCCCGGGGGAAGGGGGCUCGGCCGGGGGCUCUAACCAGGGAGGGGGCUCUAAAGACGGGUACGAGAGCGAUGGGGCGGUGCCCCUGCCUUUGCCAGGCCCAGUGGUGAGGGCAUUUAGCGAGGACGAGGCGUUAGCACAGAGCGACGGGCACCACGGGCAUUACCACUGGAAACGCAGCACCUUCGACAGACUGGGCUUCCCUCAGGCACUGCUGGAGAAGAGCCUGUCUGUACAGACCAACCUGGCCUCGCCUGAACCCUUCCUACACCCCUCACAGUCAGAGGAUCUUGGAGCGUGUGCUCAGUUCGAGGCGAGUCGGAAUGCUCGGAACAUGAUGCCCAGCACCAGCUGUGGAGUGUUCCCUGAAUUCACCUUGAGGAAGCCAUCCUCUGAGACUGACAUCGAGAACUGGGCCUCCAAACACUUUAACAAACACACACAGGGUCUUUUCCGGCGUAAGGUGUCCAUAGCCAACAUGCUGGCGUGGAGCAGUGAGCCAAUCAAGAAGCCCAUGAUCGUGACGUCAGACCGUGCGGUGAAGAGAGAGGCGGUGGAGAUCUUUAAACUCAUCCAGACCUAUAUGGGAGACCGCCGGGCCAAGACUGACCCGCUCACUGUCGCCCUGGAGGUGGCAGUGCGUGGUUGGAGCAGCCAGGGUCUUCGUGAUGAGCUCUACAUUCAGCUGUGUCGUCAGACUACAGAAAACUUCCGCUAUGAUAGUCUGGAGAGGGGCUGGGAGCUCAUGGCUGUGUGUCUGGCCUUCUUCCCCCCAACUCCACGCUUCCACUCAUACCUGGAGGGAUACAUCUACAGACACAUGGACCCCCUCAACGAUACUAAAGGAGUGGCGAUCAGCGGCUAUGCCAAAUACUGUUACCGUAAACUGCAGAAGGCUGCUCUGACCGGAGCUAAGAAGGGGUUGCAGAAGCCGUGUCUGGAGGAGAUCAAACAUGCCAGGAACGCCAUCUUCAGCCCCUCCAUGUUUGGCUCUUCCCUGGAGGAAGUGAUGUCACUGCAGAAGGAGCGUUACCCCGACAGCCAGCUGCCCUGGGUCCAGACACGCCUCUCUGAGGAGGUCCUGGGUCUUAAUGGAGACCAAACCGAGGGCAUCUUCAGGGUUCCAGGUGACAUAGAUGAGGUCAAUGCUCUCAAGCUGCAGGUGGACCAAUGGAAGAUCCCCACGGACCUGGAGGACCCACACAUCCCAGCCUCUCUGUUGAAGUUGUGGUACAGGGAGUUGGAGGAGCCGUUGAUUCCUCAUGAGUUCUAUGAGGAAUGUAUCACUCACUAUGAUGACCCUGAGGCUGCAGUCAAUGUUGUGAUGGGCCUUCCUCACAUCAACAAACUGGUGCUCUGCUACCUCAUACGCUUUCUACAGGUGUUUGGCCAGCCUGUCAACGUGGUGAUCACUAAGAUGGAUGUGAACAACCUGGCCAUGGUGAUGGCUCCUAACUGCCUGCGCUGCCAGUCAGAUGACCCACGCGUCAUCUUUGAGAACACACGCAAAGAGAUGUCCUUCAUCCGCGUGCUCAUCCAGCGCCUCGACACCAGCUUCAUGGACGGACUGCUAUAGCCCCCCAAACCCUGCUCCUGUACCCAGGCCAAUGACAAGGGACCCCCUCCCUGCUAUAGCCCCCCACUUUAAACUACUCAACCUGAAACAACCACACGGGACGCCCCCCAACUUCGACUGUACCCCUAAAUCCCCCAAGGCCCCACCUGCCCCCCAGACCCUGCUCUAGCCCCCCAACAAUAACUGUACCCCCGACCAACUAGUUGGGACACCCCCCAACUCCAACUACUGCCCCCUAAAUCCUGCUAUAACCCCCCAAUUACAACUACUGCCCCCCAAACCAUCCACACAGGACAGGAUGACCCCCUACCUCCCCGACGGAGCCUCAACCCAGUCUGAGCCUGACCCCUGACCUCUGACCUCUAACCUCUACCCCCCACACUACACACAGGGACUUGCAUCUCACACACACUGAUGUACAGGGUUACACACACACUCACAUAGACAUACUCUCACAUGUACAUUUACACACACACACAUACUCUCACUUGUACAGUACACAUCCAUACACACAAUGGCAAAGUUUAGAGUGACAAAUGGCUGACCAACACAGUACAAGAUCGAUGGGAUCAACCUAUAUCUUUAUUGAGAUAUACUCAGUCUACAUUGUCAUACAUACACACAAUGACGCACGCACACACACACAAAGCUGUUUAACUCCCUUCCCACCCAAACGGCUAUCACGCUACGACAUGUUUUGGUGCUGUCCCCUCCCCAGUCCCCGCCUCUCUCCCCAUACCAAUCACGUCUGCUUCCCCCUCUCCUGAUUCGCUGUGAGUUCUAGAAUGAGGGCGUCGGUCCACCUAUCAGCUCCAAGCCCAGAGCUACAGUCAAACUGCCAUGAAGCCCCGUCUGUCCGUCUGCACUGUUGUCACCAACCAACUGAUGUCGAUAAAGUUAUUUAUUUUGUUGUUUUGGACGGCGGGGUCGGUCCAGGGCAGGUUUUAGAGGGGAUCACCGCAGCACUGCCAAUCAACCGUGUCUGUCACAACAGGAAAGGAUGUCAGACACCGUGCCACAGAACUUCCUGUGAGACUUUAGAACUACUGAUUCACCCCCUGCACACCCUACCACCCUACCACCCAUCCCCAUAGCCCCUUCUGCCCCCUUCACCCCUCUGACCCCUUAGACAACCACACAGCCUCUACCCCUAGAGCCCCUCACCCCUCCUCACCCCUCUUCACCCCUCCUCACUCACCCCUCUUCACCCCUCAUCACCCCGCUUCACCCCGCUUCACUCCUCAUCACCUACCCCUCAACACAUCCUCAAGACUACAUACACCUCCAUACUCUCAUACUGACAUGAUUUCUGAAUGUCUGAAUUGAGAUCCGUCCACCUCUGUCUGUCUGUCUGUCUGUCUGUCUGUCUGUCUGUCUGUCUGUCUGUCUGUCUGUCUGUCUGUCUGUCUGUCUGUCUGUCUGUCGUUUACAAAUGUACCUGUCUGUCUCCGUCUACAGGUAGUCAAAGUACUGUCUGUCUUUUGGACCCGUACAAAAGUAUUUUUUCUAUUAGCAGAUGUGACUUGGUAUGGAUUAUUAUUUUUAAAGAUAUGUGUUUUUUGUUUUAUUAAUUGAUGAUUUGUUGUAUUUAACAGAGUUUUAAUGUUUUUUAACCCACUGUUUUAUAUAAUUUAAUUUAUUUGUAUUUAUUUCAGCAAAAUUUCCUUAAUGCCUUCUUCUUAGACAGUAUACUUUAUGGUUCAGAAUGUCUGUGUGUGUCCCAAAUGGCCCUCUAUUCCCUUUAUAGUACACUACUUUUUGUCAAAAGUAGUGUAUUAUAUAGGGAAUAGGGUGCCUUUUGGGAUGCACUUUGUCUUUAUGUUUCUUUGAAUGAAUGUGUGUGUACGUGCAGGCAUGUAUGUGCUUGUGUGUGUUUGUGUUUUCAAUAUAAUAGGGCAUAUACAUCACAUGUUCAUAUGCACAUACAUGUUGAUAUGUGACUCUGAAGUGUACAGUAGGUGUCUUUGUGUGUCUGAGAGUAAAGGCCUGCUGUUUUUUAGUUCUGUUCAUUUGUGUUGCAUUUUUUGGUGACAUGUUUAUACGAAUGGAUGCUUGUGAACCUCCCAUCCCUUAACACCACACACACACACACACACACAUCAUUCUUAGCCUAAUUACCAUUCUCGCAGAAGGACUCUCACGCUCUUACGUUCACGGAAGCUCUCAUACACUGUGUGUGUGUGUGUGUGUGUGUGUGUGUGUACUUGAAGCUUUCACACAAUCACAUAUUGCGUGUGUGUGUAUUUGAAUCUCUCAUACACUCAGGUAUUGUGUGUGUGUGUUUACUUGAAGCUUUCACACAAUCACAUAUUGUGUGUGUGUGUGUGUAUUUGGCGCUCUCACACACUAAAAUAUUGCGUGUGUAUUUGUGGUAGAAUUAUAUUUUCUAUGUUAAAUUGGGUGUAUAUGACAAUAAAAAGCAUCUCAAUCUAAAGAGAUAAAGUGGAUCAGUGAAGGAGAGAGAGAGGAGAGAUAGGGUUGUUAUGUUUCCUCUGUCACCUUAACCCACUGUAUCCUUAUAUACACACACACACACACACACACACACACACUACACAGAACAUGACCAACGUGUACAUUGACCCACUGUACAGACCAACCUGUAAAAUACAACAAGAUUACCAUAACAACACAAGUAAAUAAAGCAUCACACAUACAGUAUGUAACUAUGGGAAACAGCUGUGGAAAUAA
Coregonus clupeaformis (lake whitefish) is the source of this 6401-nucleotide messenger RNA. RefSeq names its product rho GTPase-activating protein 39-like. The coding region runs from base 564 to 3710 and encodes 1048 amino acids. Gene Ontology annotation, biological process: signal transduction. Gene Ontology annotation, molecular function: GTPase activator activity; protein binding. Gene Ontology annotation, cellular component: cytoplasm; cytoskeleton. The record is from RefSeq and is a predicted model, not a curated record. NCBI's taxonomy places the organism in Eukaryota, Metazoa, Chordata, Actinopteri, Salmoniformes, Salmonidae. The transcript has 15 exons.